Ilex paraguariensis (yerba mate) is the source of this 375-nucleotide messenger RNA. The record is from the annotation of a GenBank genome assembly. Lineage: Eukaryota; Viridiplantae; Streptophyta; Magnoliopsida; Aquifoliales; Aquifoliaceae.
AUGUCUCAUGAAAGAACUGAGGAGGAGCUAGGAGAUGUUAAUGGGCUUACAAAAGAGAAAGUGGACAAGUUGGUGAAGGUAUAUAUAAAAGACGCAAAAGAGGGUUUGUUGGAAACUAAAGGGUGGCCUAUGAAUUUUCUUGCUUACAUGGUCCCUAAAGUGGUUUUUAAAGCCUACACAAGGGUUUUGGCAAAGGCAUAUCUCAAUAUUAAUAUAAAUGCAGUAUAUCCCGUAUAUGUGAAAAUAGAACUAAAUAAUAAUACUGGAAUACUGAUUGUUGAAGAAGGUACAGAAAGUCCUGUAAUGGUGGCUCUUAUGCCUCAUGGUGGUCCUCCAGGCCUAUUUUUCAGUCGCACGGAAGUAUCAACCUUUUAA